This is a messenger RNA of Botrytis sinoallii, 633 nucleotides long. RefSeq lists its product as uncharacterized. Bases 1 to 633 code for a protein of 210 amino acids. NCBI's taxonomy places the organism in Eukaryota, Fungi, Ascomycota, Leotiomycetes, Helotiales, Sclerotiniaceae. The transcript has 2 exons. The record is from RefSeq and is a predicted model, not a curated record.
AUGACCUUGGGGGUACAAGGCAAGAGGUCACUUUUACUGGUUUUAACAACCUUUCUUCUCGUUUUAUCUAUUGCCUCUUUCGUGUUGAGGAUCUUUGCAAAACUUUAUACCGUUGCCAGAACACAAUACGAAGAUUGGUUUAUGGGUGUUGCGUUACUGUUUAGUCUGGGCACUCCUAUCUAUGAUUUAUAUGGAUUGAGUGUAGGGCUGGGAGAGCAUCAAGCGAACGUUUCUGUAGACGAUCAGAAACGUCCAAGUUCUGUUCGUAGUCUGGUAUUCAUACCAUCCAGCCAGCAGCUAAUUACUUUAAAAGUCAAUAUGGAUGAUUCAAAGACUUCAAUCAUUCUGUCUUUUCUGCCUCAAGACUUUCCUGAUCCUACUCUACAUCCGCUUAUUUCCUACAACAAAAUCCAGAAAAUUUGCUUGGGCUAUCUGGAUCUAUACGCUAUUAUGGACGAUUGCAGCUUUGGGAGCAUCGAUUUUGAAUGCACUCCCGUGUCUUUUUUUUUUUUGAACAAAGACCAACAAGGCCAUUGCAUCCCAAAUGCGUUAAGAACUGUAUCUUUUACGAAUGGUUUUUUGAGUUUUCUCGGGGAUUGUGUGAUUCUCUGUAUGCCAAUACCUAUGAUUUGA